AUGCCUGACGAACGGGCCUGUGAUGGGGGCGGGGGAGGUGGAGGCGGCCCUCAGCAGAACAGGAAGUCCGAGAAAGUUUGCACCACAAUUGGCUCAUUGUGGUUUCAGGUUUUAUAUGAUUACGAAGGGAUCGGCGAAGACGAGCUCACCCUGAAACGGGGUGAGAAAAUUCUGGUUCUUAGUGAGGAUACGCAAAUUUCCGGCGAUGAUGGUUGGUGGAUUGGUCAAAUCGACAAGAAGAUCGGAAUUUUCCCCCAAAACUUCGUGGACGUCGCCAAUGAGAGCGGAGAUGCCCCCAGCAACGAAGACGACGAGGACACGUCUGAGAGUAACAGCGGUCCCCCUGAAAUUCGUUUCGAGGACGUCGUCCGAGGCACCGCGAUCGGUAGCGGAGGUUUCGGGAGGGUCUACGCCGGGACGUACAAGGGUCAAUCUGUGGCCAUAAAAGCGCUCGACGCUAAGGAUCCCGUUGCCACGUGCGAUGCCCUCAAGAAAGAAGGCAGUUUUUUCUGGCAACUGAACCAUGAGAACAUUGUUCACCUUUUCGGUGAGUAUCGCCCAAACUCGACAUCUUGAUGGAUUCCGGUUGCCGGAAGAAGGCAAAUCCGUCUCUGCAACAACCCGCCAAGCUAUUGGUUGAUCAUGGAGUACUGCUUGGGCGGCGCCCUCUACAAGGUUCUGGUGAACCAUCACAUCAGUCUCGUGACCCUCCUCGAUUGGGCGAAGCAAAUCGCCGAGGGAAUGAAGUAUAUCCAUUCGAAGAAUAUAAUCCAUCGAGACCUCAAGUCUACGAAUGUUCUGCUCGCCACACCUUACGACCCGGAGACAGGUCAAGCUGUGACUCUGAAGAUCACUGACUUCGGCUUGGCUCGCACAAGCUUGCAGUCGACGAUAACGAGCCGGGGCGGCACUUGCGGGUGGAUGGCUCCGGAGAACAUCAAACAGAACAAGUAUAGCUCCCGAUCGGAUGUGUGGAGCUACGGAGUUGUUCUGUGGGAACUCCUCACCAGUGAGACUCCGUAUAAAGAAUUCAACGACAUGGCCAUCGCCUACGGGAUAGGCACGGGCUCCUUGAAGUUGCAUAUUCCCGAAACUUGUCCCCAUGCAUUCAGAGAUUUAAUGAAAGCGUGUUGGGAGAUCGACCCCCACAAACGGCCCUCCUUCAUCGAAAUCCUCGAUCGUCUCCAAGAGAUUUCAAAGUCGUCCAUAAUGGCGACCCCACAAGAUUCAUUCCAAACGAUGCAAUGUAACUGGAAGAAAGAGAUUGAAGAAGCAGCAGCGCGAGUUCUCGAGAAAGAGAAAGAGAUCGGAAGCCGCUUGGAGGAAGUCAAACGACGCGAAGACGCGGUGCAUUCUUUCUGGAAAAAACUCGAGGAGAGAGACCGUGACCUCACUCAGCGCGAGCUCAACCAGGCGCGUCUCAAAGAAUGCGCUCCGCUACCGAAGAAACGCAACGGGAAAUUCAAGCGACGCAACGUUGAAAUUACACCGCCGACUGACUUCAAACACAUUCUUUCGUGGAACAGCCAGACCGUUCUGGGCCAGCCCUUAGCCUAUCCUGUUUCACCGAACGUCGGUCGCUUCAAUCGACCCAGAGCGUGCUCGGCCACCAACCACUUGACGAGCACGUUGACGAAUUCUCCCACGCUCGGAAGAUCCCCCCAUCUCGCCUUUUCCGGUCUCCAUAACGAGUCCCUGGACAGCAACCUGGGAUUCGUGACGUCUAGUUGUACUUCGCGGCCUCAGGGCUCACCCAUCAUAACGAGAGCAGCCCUCCCGAUUCAUACGAGUCAAGUCAGUGCUUGCACAACUCCGACACUCAAUGGAUGCCAGAAAGGACAGACGUGGGGACCUUCAACGCUUGCGCAACAAACUCACUUGCUAGUGCCCGGGAGCGCAGGAAUCGUGGAACACGACGAUUCUUGGAAUCAGUGUUGGCCUAGCUCGACGGUCCGCGAUCAGGACGUGAAUCUGAUCGUGAACCCUGGUGCAUACCCGCAUGGCGAUCAAUCGAUCAGCAUCGAGGGAUCUCCUGCGUUGACUCCCACAAAGGAGAAAGACAGUAGGAGGAAGAACAUGUUCGUUGCUGUGAAGCAGCACUGCAAGUCCCUACUGUCGACGAUCGGAAUCGGUAGAGACAGACAGAGCGUCUCUCUGAAGAACCAUUCAAGAAGCUUUAAUGAACUGGGCAGCGGCGAGCACAUGGUUGAUGGAGAUCAGAGUUACAUAUCGGCGCCGCGAAGUUUAGAUGAUUCGCCCCUAAAAGGAAGGGGCCAGUAUAGCCACAACACCUAUCAUGGUCAAAUGACUCAGCGAAAUUCGGCGACCCGUCCUUCGCUUAUCGGUACAGGCCAGCCGUUGUGGGGUCAAAUUAACUUCGGGGGCCAACAGAGUCCUGUGACGUAUCGGAGACGAAGCUCAACAACGUCUCACGAUUCGGACCAGGCUUACAAUUCAGCGAGCUCGGGUUUCGGACCGUCGCCACUCGGUAACGCGACGGUGUCGACGCCUCUGCAGACGAGCGACUAUCCCUUCACUCCAUCGUCGGCUGAACUGACCUCAGCCGAGACGUUGUGUAACCCGCAUGCUUCAGCAGCAGCAGGAGCAUCGCCAUCUCCGUAUGAACUUCCCCCGCGACCAUCUUACUCCAUCCCAGUGAGUUCUCCGGCUUCCUCGCAUGGCUCUUCGGUGUUCGACAACCCGACUGCUGUGCCCAGGUCACCUCCGCGACCACCGCAGUUUUUCGCGAGGAACAUGAGCACUCCGAACGCGAACGCGUACAAAGUCCACGGCUCACCGUUCAUGAUGCGGAAACUGUCUUAUCCUGAAACUCAUUCACGACCCUCAACGCUCAAUCUUCAGCCGAAACACUUCCAGCCGAACGAAGGCAGAUAUACCCCCGACAGAACGCCACCAGAAAUGAUGGAUCCAAGGUUCCCGAGCAUGGCUGGCUCGCGACAACCUUUGAGCUUGCAUCACGACUUCUCCACCCCUAAUCAGCAGUACGAGUGGUGCGGAAGCUCAGGUGCGCCGUCACCGGCUCCGCCGACUCCGCCUGAUAGCAAUCCUCCUGAUCAGAGGAAGCCGACGGUCGCUGAACUAGAACAAGAAUUCAGCUUUCGAAUUUAGAAAACCAUAGAUUCAAGUACUUAAUGUGUCAAAACAAAUGUACAUAUUGCCAGUCGCGACAAAUGACUUAUCUUGGCGGUUCGCGGAACGAGGAACGCCUUUCACGGCUCAGAGGACAUUCGAGACGGAGCUCCUCGAACCACUUCGAUCACUAGUCAGAAACCCAGUGCCUCAAAAUGACGUU
Galendromus occidentalis (western predatory mite) is the source of this 3313-nucleotide messenger RNA. RefSeq names its product mitogen-activated protein kinase kinase kinase slipper (gene slpr). Gene Ontology annotation, biological process: protein phosphorylation. Gene Ontology annotation, molecular function: protein binding; ATP binding; JUN kinase kinase kinase activity. The transcript is spliced from 11 exons. NCBI's taxonomy places the organism in Eukaryota, Metazoa, Arthropoda, Arachnida, Mesostigmata, Phytoseiidae. The record is from RefSeq and is a predicted model, not a curated record.